CAUGACACAUAACAUAGAACACAAAACAGAACCUUACUUUCCACUUCCAUCCUCUUAACAUGAAAUGAGACACAGAAGAGAACUUGGUUGACGGAAUCAAACAUUCAAACCCAAACAACCCACCUUGUAGAUCCGCACGCACAGACACCUUCCCAGAUCUCCUUUCCCCCUGUUUCCUAAACCUUGAUAAAUAACAUCAACAGUGAACGAUUGUGUUCGUUUGUUGGGAUUCUAAAUUUGAAGCGUCGGAAUGGAGGGAAGUGGCGGUGGUGCUGCUCCGUCGUCUGCGCCGGUGAAGCAAUAUCUGCAGGAGUUCUCUAAGCUGUUUCAGUAUUAUCUGGACAAAUCUACCCCUCAUUCCGCCUACAGAUGGAUUGGGACAUUGGUCAUGGCAUCCAUCUACGUCUUGCGUAUUGUUUACGUUCAGGGGUUUUACGUUGUCUCUUACGGCCUCGGAAUCUACCUCCUCAAUCUCUUGAUUGGUUUUCUAUCCCCUUUGGUUGAUCCAGAGCUCGAUCCCUCCAACUCCCCUUUGCUUCCCACCAAAGGAUCCGAUGAGUUCAAACCCUUCAUUCGCCGCCUCCCUGAGUUUAAGUUCUGGUAUUCUUUCACCAAGGCUCUCUGCAUAGCGUUUGUGAUGACCUUCUUUUCCCCGUUUGAUGUUCCUGUCUUUUGGCCUAUAUUACUCUGUUACUGGUUUGUUCUCUUUGUCCUUACAAUGAGGCGCCAAGUUGCACACAUGAUCAAAUACAAAUAUAUCCCAUUUAACUUGGGGAAGCAGAAGUAUACUGGUAAGAAAUCUUCUGCAGGUAGCAGUGGCUCUCGAGCAGACUGAAAAACUUUGCUCUCACAAUGAGGAUCUACUUUGUUAGGUUUUCUGAACAAUCAGGCUAGUUAAUUCCCCCACCUCCACUUUUUUUUUUUUGAAAGAAUUUGUAUUUAGGGUAUUAUGGAUGCGUAUGCAUUAUGCAGUGCAGAAAAUCUUGUUGCCCACUAUUUAUUAUAUUACACAUGAAGACGUGCUGAUAUUGGUACACAUGUAUUGAUUGGAUUUCUUGUAAAUCUCAUCUUGUAUUCUUGAAUUUGUGAUACUAGAAUUUUUCCAUUA
Molecule: messenger RNA, 1108 nt
Organism: Vigna unguiculata (cowpea)
Lineage: Eukaryota; Viridiplantae; Streptophyta; Magnoliopsida; Fabales; Fabaceae
Product: protein RER1B-like
Biological process (GO): protein retention in ER lumen; retrograde vesicle-mediated transport, Golgi to endoplasmic reticulum
Cellular component (GO): Golgi membrane
Source: RefSeq, a predicted model, not a curated record